UUGGUCAUAAUUGUUUCAAUUGUGUUUUUGGUUUAUAUUGUAAUAAACUAUUUUUUUGGUGUUGGUCCUUCUACUCCAAUUCAAAAUUUACCUCAAGUCCCUGGCCUUCCAAUUGUUGGUAAUUUGCAUCAAGUUUUAUACAAUCCAACUGUCACUUACUCAAACUGGGCAAAGAAAUAUGGUGAUGUUUACCAAAUUAAACUAGGUAGCGAAAAUAUUGUUGUUGCCAACUCUUUUGAUUCUGUGAAAAGGUUGUGGCUUGAAACUAGAACUUCUAAUAAUUCAAGACCCGUCUUAUACACCUUUCAUAAAGUUGUUUCUUCUUCAAAGGGUUUCACUAUUGGCACAACACCCUUUGGCGAAUCUUAUAAACGAAAAAAGAAAAUAGUUGCUACCUCAUUGAACAAAAAAAAUGUUGAUGAUCCUGAAACCUGCAAUUUAAUGGAUUGUGAAUCUCUUUAUUUAGUUAGUCGAAUUAUGAGAGAUCUCAGUGAUACAAAAACCCAAAAAAACAAUGAUAUCAAUGUUUUAAAAGCUGUUCAGGGUUUUGCAUUGAGAAUCAGCUUAUACAAAACAUAUGGCUUUUUUAUUAACCUUGAUGAAAAAAGUGAAAAAAACUGGAAUUUAUUUGAUGAAAUUACUUAUGUUGAAAAUAAUAUUGGAAGGUUAAGAUCUCAUACUUCCAAUUUGCAAGAUUAUUUGCCGAUUUUAAGAUAUUUUUCUUUAAAUUUAAAUAACAAAGCAAAUGAUUUUAGAAAGAGAAGAGAUGUUUAUAUGAAUCAAUUCAUGGAAGAUGCCAAAAAAAGAAUUGAAAAUGACCAAGACAACUGCAUUGAUUGUAUCGUCUCCAAUGUCUUAAAAAGCACAGAUUAUUUUAAUAUAUCCAGCGAUGAAUUAAACAGCAUUUGUCUAACAAUGGUAUCCGCUGGCUUAGAUAACACCCCUCUAAACUUCAAUCAUUGCCUAGGUCAUUUAUCUCAACCUUCCUAUGGUUAUGAUAUUCAAUCAAAGGCUGUUGAUAAAAUAAUCGAAUGCUAUGGCGACUUGCAAACUGCUUGGGAUAACGCUCCAUAUGAAUCAUUUAAAGUUGAUUAUAUAACUGCUAUUGUGCGAGAAACAUUGAGAUAUUUUACAGUUCUUCCUUUGUGUUUACCAAGAGCAACUACAAAAUCAAUUUUUUAUAAAGGUGCUUUUAUUCCUCAAGGCACCAUUUUCUUCAUGAAUGCUUAUAGUGCUAACCAUGAUCCUGAACAUUUUGAAAACCCAGAUGAAUUUAUUCCAGAAAGAUGGCUUGAUGAAUCCGGAAAAAUUAUUAUUAAUGGAACUGAUCAUUUUUCAUUUGGUGCUGGAGCAAGAGCUUGUGUGGGUUCACAUUUAGCUACCAAAGAAUUAUAUGUAUUAUUAAUCAGAUUUUUGAUCAUUUUUCAAAUGAGAGCACCAGACGACCCUUCAAUGCUAAUGGAAACAGAUCCAAUAAAACUAAAUGCAGUUCCAAGUUCUAUUGCAAUUGAGCCCAGAGAAUAUUAUGUCAAAUUAAUACCCAGA
Ascoidea rubescens DSM 1968 is the source of this 1545-nucleotide messenger RNA. Its product is annotated as cytochrome P450. The record is from RefSeq and is a predicted model, not a curated record. The annotation marks the transcript as partial. Gene Ontology annotation, molecular function: iron ion binding; heme binding; monooxygenase activity. The transcript has a single exon. Lineage: Eukaryota; Fungi; Ascomycota; Saccharomycetes; Ascoideales; Ascoideaceae.